Messenger RNA from Dimorphilus gyrociliatus, 1876 nucleotides. NCBI's taxonomy places the organism in Eukaryota, Metazoa, Annelida, Polychaeta, Dinophilidae. The record is from the annotation of a GenBank genome assembly.
AAUGAAAAGUUUUAUAUUUUCACUUUUUUGCAUUUUGCAACUGUUUUCAUCGUCACUUGGUUUUAUAUGUCCUGUUGAUGAUCAGUUUAGACCAAUUAAUGGAGCGUAUAGAGAUCCAGAGUUCUGUGGUGCCUAUUAUCAAUGUAUAAAUGGAACUGCUUUUCCUCAGAAUUGUCCUCUUGGUCUGUUCUUUAGAUUUUCAACAUUGGAUUGUAAGAUUAGAACUUGCACUGAACCUGAACUUGCGGAUUGCCCACCUCUAGGGAAUGCAACCAUUGAAAACGAACCUUUGGAAUGUAAAUCUGGACAAAUAGAUUUUAAAACUCCAUGCUUCACAAAAACAAAUGAGUGCGCUCCAAAUUUAAAUGCAACAGUUGCUAGUUUAGUAGAUUGUAGAAUCUAUUACCAUUGUCAAAAUGGAGUAGCUUGGCCGCAGCAAUGUCCUCCUGGAUACUUUUUCAAUCCUAUAGUAAAUCCACGAGAUUGUACAGUGCAAUUAUGUGUUCCACCCCAAGAUGCGAAAUGUCCUAGUGACGGAAACUGGUCCGAAUGGUCAGCAUGGGGCGAUUGCGAACCAAGGUGUGGUGGUGAAGGAAUUCGUACUAGAACAAGAGAUUGCAAUAAUCCCCCACCCUCAAAUGGUGGUCGUGAAUGUUCUGGAUUACCAAUUGAAAUUGAAAAUUGUCAAACACCUCCUUGUCCAUCUGGCGAAAAACCAUGCUUUAUGGUAUCACUGCAGUCAACCAUUAGUGUAUCAGAGGGAAGAAUCCAAUGGAGUUCUAUUGAUGUAAAUCAAGAUAAUCUCUACAAUCCUUUGACCAGUCGUUUGAAUAUUAAAGAGGCAGGAGUGUAUUACUUUGCGAUGACUGCAACAAUGAGCAGACAAACUGGAGCACAUCUUCGCCUUCAGAAUAUUGGAAGGGAGAUUGAUUUGAAAAGAGAUAAAAAUGAAGAUGGUAUAGAGCAAAUAAGUAGAAGUGGUUUAUAUUUCCUAAAUCCUUUGUUUAGUCCAUACAUCAAUCAAAUGUUACCCACCGCAUCCCUACUAGGUAGCAAUGCUGGAAAGGAUACAAACUGGGUAGGAUUUAAAUAUUCAACAGAUAAUUAUAUUUUUGUUGGGUCAGAUAGUAGUUCUCUGGAACAAAAUUAUAUUCCAUUAAAUAUUCUUGUAAAUAUGAGAGGCUAUUCAAUCGGUGCAUCAAAUACUGAAUUCAUAAACUUGGAAGGUGGAAAAUAUUUUAUUCAUUUUGGUUGUGGCAUUGUGCCAAAUGUUAAUCUAAGAAUCAGCAUUUAUAGUAAUAAUCAUAAUACUCCUUAUUCAAGGAUACAAAGACUUGAAAACCAAAUGGCUAGUUCCGAUCAACUAUCACGUAGUUUCAUUAAUGCAUUACCAGCUAAUUCUAAAUUGCAAUAUAGAUUGGAUGGAGGCCAUAAUUCAACAAUAGGCCUACCUACAUACCUUAUGGCAUUCAAAUUAAAUGAUAGUCUACCAAUUCUCUUUGUGCAUCAAAGUUACAGAUAUCCAUCAUCUUGUUCUACUUUUAUGCAGUUGAUGGCUUUUAAUGUUGUAAUUGAAGAUACAACUAAUUCAUGGACUAUUAGAACUAGGGAAUAUAAAGUUCCAGUUACUGGUACAUAUUACAUUGAUAUUAGUGUGGUUGUCAUACUCAGAAACACUGUUGAAGCCUAUGUAGAAGUUAAUAAUAUUAGAAAAUUCAGACUAUUGAAAUUUGGUAGAUCUCAUGGAAGAUCAGAGCUUAUAUCAAAAGGUGGAUUAAUUCAAAUGUUUAAGGAUGAUAUCUUAACUGUAAGAUAUAGAGGUUGUAUGACAGCUGAUGACAUGGUUUCAUCAAUGGUAAUCUUUUUACUACCAUAG